GUCUCCAUCGCUCGCUCUGCACUCGCUCAUUCCCUGUCCCUAUGUCUUCUCCCAACGCCCAUCUUGUUUCCCAGCCCCGCAGGACCACCAUUUUCCGGUGGCCUUCUCUCAAAAAAACCCCAGCUGGCAUCUCAUGCAAGCCCCCCGACGCGCCAACCAAGCGUCGGAAGCGCCCUUCCAUCCGUCUCGGCCGAAAGAAGCGCCGUACCCGAGGUGGGUUCUUCCUGCUGAGGGCCUUCCGACGGUUGAGGCUUCGAUGGCUGAGAUUGAAGUAUUCGUACAUGCUUAAGAAGCUCAAGGCCUUCUACUCGUCCGUUGUGAAGGAUCUGAUCGAAGCUGGGGCCACGAUGGAAGUCAUACAGAAGCGGAUCAUGCUCGAUACGUACUUCACCUUACCCAUCAUGCCUAUGUCCGUCGCCGGCGUCCCUUCGCACGUGGACCGUCUCGGACUCACGUGACAGAAAUAGUAGUUUUUUUUUUUUUUUAAUUUCUGUGGGAUCUUUGGAUUUUAGAUUAGAAUCUGUAAAAAGAAAAAAGUUGGUGUGUUUAAUUCUGUUUUUGCUCUUUUUAAGUCUGUUCGAAAAGGUGGGCCCCACAUGGGGCGAAGAUCGGAACAAGACACUCAUUUGGUGGGCUAGAUUCGCACACUGAAUCAGACCAACGGCUGUUAUUUGAUCUCGAAGGCGUGAGGCCGUCUGAUGAGUGGGGCAUCUGGAUUUUCGUUUCAAAAAUCCAUAUAGUGCGGUCCACCUUUUUCCUGGACGGCUCGGAUUUUCUACACGAGCGAGGCGUUGGCGGGAAGGAAAAGCGUCGUACGAAGAUUCAGAUACAACGUUGUAUGGGAAAAUUUCCAUGUCGGGAUUGGGUGGGUGGCAGAGCGAUCUCUCUACCGUCCAUGGUACAGGUGGCUGGUGAUGUAUUGAUCUGGUCCGUUCAUUUAGUGGGAUCUAUCGCCGAUUUCUCAUGUUUUAAAAAUUGCACCAGUUAGACAAUCAUGUCCAUCA
Messenger RNA from Magnolia sinica, 1004 nucleotides. RefSeq lists its product as uncharacterized. The transcript has a single exon. The coding region runs from base 42 to 458 and encodes 138 amino acids. Lineage: Eukaryota; Viridiplantae; Streptophyta; Magnoliopsida; Magnoliales; Magnoliaceae. The record is from RefSeq and is a predicted model, not a curated record.